Rotaria socialis is the source of this 1365-nucleotide messenger RNA. NCBI's taxonomy places the organism in Eukaryota, Metazoa, Rotifera, Eurotatoria, Philodinida, Philodinidae. The record is from the annotation of a GenBank genome assembly.
AUGAAUAAUAACUGGACAUUUGAUCAUGAUGAUCAUGCACCGUUUGGUACCGAUGAACAUAUUAAUAUAGCGGAAUAUCGUUCAUUAUUAAUAACAAUAUUUUUCUUUAUGAUUGGUUUAUUUGGAAAUUGUAUAAUGUUAAUUGGUAAUGGAUAUAUAUUACGUCAUUCAUCAGGCGGAGAAAAACGUACAUUUGAAAAUUUUCUUGUUGAAAUAUCUUUAUUUGAUUUAAUUAUAUUGACAUAUCAUUUGAUCAAUUCAAUUAUACGCUAUAAAGCAUCGCCAAAAAAUGAAAAUGAUAUUAUGACUGGUUUAAUAAAUAUAUCAACUGUUUGUUGUAAAUUAUUAACAUACAUUAUACGUGUCUCAAUUUUAAUGUCACAUUGGUUGAUUAUUUUACUACUUCUUAAUCGAUUGUUUCUUGUUUAUUCGAAAUUCUAUCGAUUUAUUGCUAUUGUCAAUGCUAAAUAUGCAGUUUGUGGUCUAUUAUUUAUAUUCACUCUCUUCAAUGUACCACCGAUCGAAUCGAUGUCUUACAAUGAACCCCUUUCUUUCAUACAAAAUUCAACAGUAAAUCUAACUUAUCAUCGUCAUUGUUUAAUGAAUGCAGAAAUGGUUGAUUUACAUGAAUCAAUUUAUGCAACAGCAGUUAUUCUUAAUGUAUUUUUCUAUACGGGUCUUGGCUUAAUGCUAGCAACAGUAAUAAUAUGCAUUUUAUCAAUAUUAUUAUUUCGUAAAGGUACACAAGUAUGGAAUGAAUUGCAUUCACACUAUUCUCAAACGGAAAAUAUUUCACUGCGAUAUGAUUCUCCCAUAGCUGAGUAUCUUCGUACAUAUAAUGCAGCAUUUGCACUUGCAAUUGUAUUUGUAUUUUUAUCAAUACCAUGUAAACUCUUACGUUUAAUGGUUUUAUUUGCAUCAAAUAGCAUUGAUGAAUAUUCAUCAUCAAAUGAAGUUCUUCUCAAAGCUCACGCACAUAUGCAAACCAUAGGUUUAGCAUUUGAAUUAUCACUUUAUUCAUAUAAAUUUUUUGUUUUCAUUUGUACGAAUUAUCGAUUUCGAUGUGCACUAAAAUAUUUAUUAAGAUAUCAACGUAGUCAUGUUAUUAUGGACCAGAGAAUAUCAACAGUUACAAAUAAUAAUGAACACAGUCGAAUUCAUCUAAGUCAUUCACAAGAAAGUGUACCAUUUGAAGUAUUAUAUAAACAUUUAAAAACAAAUGAAUUUGAUAUUCCAAUCAAUAUGCAUCAGACAAAUGCGCUCGGUGGACACGCAGCUCUCAGUUCAUAUAGUCAUCGAUCAAGUUUUAAGACACGUUCAAGUGUUUGUAGUCGCCGAACAAAAGAAGACGAAAUAUCACUUUAA